Enterobius vermicularis (human pinworm) is the source of this 1293-nucleotide messenger RNA. NCBI's taxonomy places the organism in Eukaryota, Metazoa, Nematoda, Chromadorea, Rhabditida, Oxyuridae. The record is from the annotation of a GenBank genome assembly.
AUGACGUUGCCUCAACAACAUUGUUCUGGACUAUUAGCUGAAGAUGUUAAGUUCUCUAAGAGGUAUAGCGUCCUCACCUUGGGUUCAGCUUUGAUUAUAGCGCUUGGUGAGCAUAAUAUCCGUACAAAAUUGCAGCAACGACUGGUGUUGCUCUACCUUAUUUACAAAGUAAACGACUUGGAUAUUCCGCAGGUAGAGGUCACAAAAAGAACUAAGGAAGAAACUCUGGAACAUUUGCAACUGCAUCCUUUCUUAUCUUUCCUUCUUUUUCUUAUGGGUGAGGAAAAUUUGAUGGGCUGUGCGGCUUCUCAGUUUAACUCGACUUUUACGCCCAUUCCUUUGAUGCCGCAAGAACGGUACCUAUUGGGGCUUCUCCUUACUGGAAAAUGUGAUGAGGUUUCAAAGCGUAGUCCAUCUGACUUUGUUCAAAUGGUUUUUGAUUUACGAUGGCUCAUAACCUCACUGAAAUCGCAGCAGUCUAACUAUUCGAGUCUUGCAAAAGCUUCAAUGCCAGCUUACUUAAAAAUUUCUGAGGAGGGGAAAUUCCCAGAGAGCCUUGAUGAAUUGGAGUCUUCUUUGAUUGAUAUAAUAGUCAAUAGACGUAUGUCCGACAUAUUCCCACCUCCUUUCUAUCGUUUUGUACCUACGCUUAUGCCGCCAUCUGACGAUGAGUUUCAAUUCCUUUAUCCAUUCCUUCUUGAACCUUUAUGGAUGGAUGCUGAAAGCUCAAAAGGAGAUUUGGGAGUUGAUGAUGGUUCCAAGGGAACAGUUCCUGAAAAUAAUGCAGAAAAACUGAAAGGUGAAGCGGGGUCUUUGAGUGCAUUGCCUACUUUAAGUACAGACACUAGUCCUUGUGGGAGUGAAAAAAAACUGGGAAGUUCUUUGCCGAACUCUCCCAAAAAUUCAUUUGCUGCUGGAGAGGAGUGUGGAAGAUCUACACGGGCUGCGUCAGUCUGUUCUUUGCCGCCAAAACUCGCUUCUCCAUCCACUGUUGAGAAGCCUGUAAAAGAUUCUUCUCCUUCAAAAGAGUCUCCUUUCACCGUUCCAACCUCUGAGAGUGGAAAGCUGCAGAGAGACGACGCAGUACAAUUAAUGAAUAAGGCGUUACAAGGUGUAAUCGCUCGACAUGAGGCUCAGAAAUUGGCUGAAGCAGUCGCAGCCGACCCUACGAUCGCUGAAAGUGUGGAAAUUCCUCCAAAUUACUUCCCAAAAUUAAUCAAUUUUAAUCCGACUGUAGCUGCAGCAGUAAUCCUUGAACGAGUAAAGAAAAACUCCAGCGAGUUACCGACGUAA